CCAUUCUCUGUUGGGUGUUGGUAAGAGUCCAUGUUGAGAACAGAGCAAUUGCAUUGAGUUCUCCGUGCUGCAAGAGCGAGCUAUUCCUGAUGACAAGCAUCUCCUAUGCAAGCCUACCUCAUCUAGAGAGGUCAUCGCCGGCGAGGACAGAGCUCCGCCGGCGGCACGGAGGGCAUGAACUGGCUCCUGUGGGCGGAUCGAGAAAGAUGGAGAAGAUAGAAUUUGGUGGGAGAUUCUCCUCAGAUGGACCUUUUAAGAGAGUUACUGCACCUCAAACCGUGACCUCUGCUGCUCCAACCAUGGUUUCUGAUCUUGAGCCAAGCUAAGGAUGGAUCUGAGGCGCUUCCGCCACACUGAACUCCAUGCAGAGAGCAGACUGUCGCACAGACAAGGAGAAGAUGCUGGCAAACUACGUGCCGGUGUUCGUGAUGCUCCCAUUGGAUGUCAUCUCCGUCAGCAACGUGUUGGAGAAGCAGGAAGAACUGCGGCGGCAGCUGCGACAGUUGCGUGCCGCCGAUGUCGACGGCGUCAUGGUGGACGUUUGGUGGGGAAUCGUCGAAGCCGAGGGCGCGAAAUGCUACGACUGGAGCGCAUACAGGGAGCUGUUCCACAUGGUGGAGGAAGAAGGGCUAAAGUUGCAGGCCAUCGUGUCGUUCCAUCAGUGCGGCGGAAACAUCGGCGACGCCGUCGACAUCCCGUUGCCGCGGUGGGUUCGCGAUGUCGGCGAGUCGGACCCAGAUAUCUACUACACCAACAGAAGUGGCACGAGGAAUCGAGAGUACCUCACCGUUGGGGUAGACGACCAGCCCAUAUUUGAUGGCCGCACUGCUGUUGAGCUUUACAGUGACUUCAUGAAGAGCUUCAGAGCAAACAUGGCAGAUUUCUUGGAUGCUGGUAUUAUCACAGACAUAGAGGUGGGUCUUGGCCCUGCCGGAGAAUUGAGGUACCCCUCCUACCCUGAAGCACAGGGAUGGGUUUUUCCAGGCAUUGGAGAGUUUCAGUGUUAUGACAAGUACAUGAAGGGAGAGUUCAAAGAGGACGCAACAAUGGCAGGACACCCUGAAUGGGAUUUGCCAGAUGAUGCAGGAGAAUACAACGACAAGCCGACGAAGACGAAGUUCUUCGCGGCGAAGAAUGGGACAUAUCUCACGGAAAGAGGAAGCUUCUUCCUGACUUGGUACUCGAACAAGCUACUAAUGCAUGGAGACCAGAUUCUUGAUGCAGCUAAUGAGGCCUUCCUAGGAUGCAAACUCAAGCUUGCAGCCAAAGUCUCCGGCAUCCACUGGUGGUACAAAGACGACAACCAUGCAACAGAGCUAACUGCAAGCUACUACAACCUGAACGAUCGCGACGGCUACAGAACCAUCGCAAGAAUGAUGGCAAGACAUGAUGCUAUCCUCAACUUCACCUGUGUGGAGAUGAGAAACUGGGAACAAAUCAGAAGAGCCAAGAGUGGGCCUGAAGAACUCGUUCGACAGGUGUUCAGUGCAGCAUGGAGAGAGGGGAUCGAAGUGGCAUGCGAAAAUGCUCUUAGCAGAUAUGACAGAAGGGGGUAUAACCAGAUCUUGAAGAAUGCUAGGCCAAAUGGAGUCAGCAGAAAUGGCAGGCCAAAGCUGAGAGUUCUAGCAAUGACAUAUCUCAGACUAUCAGAUGAGUUACUGAAGAGAAUUAACUUCAACGUAUUUAGAUUGUUUGUGAGAAAGAUGCAUGCAGACCAGGAGUACUGUGCAGAUCCAUGGAAGUAUUUCAAACCCAUUAAACCUGUAGAGAGAUCGAAGCCAGAGAUACCGAUGGAUGAAAUCUUGGAAGCUACCGAGACUAUGAAGCCAUACCCAUUUGAUCCAGAAACUGAUAUGAGUGUUGGUGGUGCCUUUGCCGAUGUUGUGGAUGCAGCACUGCGCAUCCUGACUUCAUCCUUCAAUUGAGAUCCUGCAGAUGGUGAGGACGGAGGACCAGUGUUUGAUGAGAACAGUCCAAUGAAGAAGCUAUAGAUCGACCAAUGUUUAUGUGAACACUGAAGCAUAGACAUCAGUUCAUAUCAGUGCAAUUAAUCUAAUUUAUUCUCGACAA
This is a messenger RNA of Musa acuminata AAA Group (dessert banana), 2070 nucleotides long. Its product is annotated as beta-amylase-like. NCBI's taxonomy places the organism in Eukaryota, Viridiplantae, Streptophyta, Magnoliopsida, Zingiberales, Musaceae. Bases 363 to 1925 code for a protein of 520 amino acids. Gene Ontology annotation, biological process: polysaccharide catabolic process. Gene Ontology annotation, molecular function: beta-amylase activity. The transcript has 8 exons. The record is from RefSeq and is a predicted model, not a curated record.